This is a messenger RNA of Acaulospora morrowiae, 673 nucleotides long. Lineage: Eukaryota; Fungi; Glomeromycota; Glomeromycetes; Diversisporales; Acaulosporaceae. The record is from the annotation of a GenBank genome assembly.
GUGUGGUCGCCAUAAGUGGUUUUACCAUAGGACCCGAAGCAGAUUUUGGAAAUACUUGGUACAACGACCAUCAUUUUCAUUAUGGCUACCUGAUCCUUGCCGCUUCAAUCCUCAGUCACCUUGACGAAUCUUGGGGCAUUACAAACGAUCCCUGGAUCACGGCUCUCGUCCGUGACGUAGCAAAUCCCUCCGAUGUCGAUCCUCACUUCCCUGUGUUUCGCGCAUUCGAUUGGUAUGUUGGUCACUCUUGGGCUAAAGGAAUAUUCCCGUCGGCUGACGGAAAGGACGAAGAGUCCACCAGUGAAGAUGUGAAUUUUUAUUACUCCAUGAAACUCUAUGGCUUGACAUCGAAACGGAAGAAAGUAACCAAGUUGGCAAACAUGAUGCUGGCAAUACUACGACGGUCGAUAAGAAAUUAUUUUUUGCUGGAAGACGGUAACCAGAAUCACCCAUCUCAAUUUUCGGGAAACAAGGUAACCGGAAUACUGUUUGAGAAUAAAGUGGACUACGCUACCUACUUUAGUCCAAAAAUUGAGUGUAUACAUGGUAUUCAGAUGUUACCUGCGACUCCAAUAACCCCGUACACGCGCUCAAGAAAUUUUAUAACCCAGGAAUGGAAACAAAAGCUUGUUGCAAUAGUCAACUCCGCGUCUGAUUCGUGGAAGAGCAUUCU